UCUCCUGCUUAUGUUUCUCUGCAUUUCGUUAUCUGGUUGAAGGACUGCCCAGGUUCUGGAGGUUUUCAAUGAAUUUUCAAGAUGCUGAGAUGUCCAUGUUGGUAUCGGCAUUGUAUAUGGUAAACGGGGUGUCUUUUCGUCAUCCUCAUCUCCUCAUACUCUGAGCAUUUAGUUUAUUGGCAUCGAGAAGAGCUGGAUAAGUCUUGAAAUUGGACCGUUGCGAUUUUCGUCGAUAUCAACGUAGCCCCAGUAGGUUCUGCCGAUCAAGCUGCAAUUCUAUUGUUUCAUCACAAGUGUGGCCAGGAAAAUCCCCGUAUUGGCUGAAUGUUGAAGGCCCUUCUGAUGAUGUGUUAAAGUCUGGCUUUACUCUGCCCAAUUACACAAAAGUGGACUUUGAGCUGCAAUGGACAGAUUGCAAGUUUUAUUGCCGCCAAAUCAAAUACCGAGAUCAGCAAUUUACACUGAGUUGUUUUCUCUUCCUGCAAUCUCUGUAUUUUAGGGGUUAGGGUUGUGGAGGUAAAGGAACGUGUGACUGUGAGGUUUAUGAUAUAUCCGCGAAAAGUUCCGGAGGGUUCUUCCCUUAAUAGGUCAGCCGCGUUUUUGAAUCUGGUGAAAGUCACGAAAGCUCUUGCAGAUGCAGAAAUGACAGUCAAACUCAACCCCACGUGGGAAAAGGGCUAUUUCAGGAAGGGAUGUGCACUGGAGGCAGCGGAGCGCCACGAAGAGGCCCUAGCUGUCUACAGGGAAGCGGCGGAAAAGAACCCACAGAGUGCUGAGGUUGCGACCAAAAUAAAGAAGCUGACUCAAUUGCUUAGAGACAAGAAGCGUCACCAGGAUAAAGCAUCAAAAUCGAAUGGCUCAAAGCCAGUCUCAGGCAUUGAACAGCUGAAGUUGGAUCUGACUUCAGGACCCCAGAAUCCCGAAAACAUCGACGAACUGUUCACGUUUUUGAAAGAGACAGUCGAAUCAUCAGUACAAACAUGGGAUAGCACUAACGGAGGAAAAUUAGAUCCAGCGGUGCGGUUUCUUACUCCAAAAGGAUCCACUUCUUCCACAGAGCUUGUGCACGUGACCGUGGAGAAGGCAUUUGAAUCACCCGACACAUUUCACAAUUGCGUUUUCUCAUUACAAGAAUAUGCUGUGGAAUCGAAGGCAAAAGCAGCAUGUCUUGUAGUGCCGAAAAGAAGUAUUGCUUAUCCCCAGGUAUGGAAAGGUGAAGGUACAAGAACAUGGAAAGGAACCCAUUCAAACGGUAUUUUCGUUCAGUUCGAGUGUCCCGCGAUGAGGAGAUUAUGGUUUAUACCCAGCAUUAUUGAGAAAGGGCAGAAUGUUUGCAGGGCACCAGAACUGUUGGACUUGGAACUGCAUCAAGUUUUACCUCCUCUGUUUAGAUAACAUCAACUUGAUCGCUCUGGAUUCCUUGAACUUGAUUCCAAUUUAUGUAUUCUAGUCUGGCUUAUCGAACUUAGUGCUGUGGCAGUAGUAGGAGCAAUUUUUUGGUGUCUUUAUAAUUGGAAGCAAGCUUCAGUACUGUUGUCCUUUUUUAGGCAGUCUGGGCACGAGCUUUUGAUUCGUGCUUGGCAUUACUGUAGGUCAUUUUCAAUAGACCAACGAGAGGAAGUCUCAAGUUGUUUGAUGGCCCCUUUGUAAUGAUUUGCCUUAGCAGAAGGCCAGUGAGUGAGGGUGCAGUUUUCGGCAUAAUUUUUAGUAAUUCGGGUUCUUGCUACUUCUCUCUACCCUGGAGGCAAGUGGUUGCUGUAUCUCAAUCAGUUUUAAUCUACAAAAUCAUUAGAGCCAACAGAGCCUUGU
Molecule: messenger RNA, 1809 nt
Organism: Marchantia polymorpha subsp. ruderalis
Lineage: Eukaryota; Viridiplantae; Streptophyta; Marchantiopsida; Marchantiales; Marchantiaceae
Source: the annotation of a GenBank genome assembly